AUGACGAGCAAAGGCAAUGACGGCCAGGCAUUUGCGCCUGUGCUUGCUGCUGUCGCGACCAUGCAGGCCAAUGUGUCGCGCUCCGACAAGGCCCAUGCUCACGAAUAUCUUGAGAAAUUCCAGAAAUCAGUGCGACCCUCCCUCUACUUCCCGCUCGUCCGCGACCGUGAUGCCCCUUUUCUAACGCCGGUUAUAUAUUCCUCUGAAGUUCCAAUCGAGGCAAAACUAUUUGCUGCCACGACACUCAAAGGAAAAAUCACCUACGAUCUCGACCAGUUGCCUGCUGACGCAGUGCCUGCGCUACGGGACUCCAUGUUGAACCAACUCGUCGCGUUUGCUUCGGGACCGCGUCCAAUCCAGACACAGCUCUGCGUGGGCCUGGCGAACCUUGCUAUUCAGAUGACUUCAUGGAAAGACGUGCUAGCCACGGUAGGAUCGGCACUGGGAAGCAAUGCCGGAGACUGUGUGUUGGAAUUUUUGAAAAUCCUCCCUGAGGAAGUGACCGAAGGUCGCAAAAUCAACCUGAGCGAAGAGGAGCUUGCAGUUAGAACCAAAGAACUAUUGGACGACAAUGCGGAACAGGUUAUGAACCUUCUUACACAAUAUUCGCAGUCUUCAGCCUCGGCCGCGACGAACCCUAGAUUGAUUGAUUGUAUAACUUCUUGGCUGCGUGAGAUACCUGCUACUCUGAUUGUGGAGUCGCCGCUGCUAGAUGUCAUCUUGAAGGCGCUCGAUAACGAGUCAUCCUUCGAUGCUGCGGUAGAAUGCCUCUGCUCGAUUUACAGAGAUACACGUGAGGUGGAUGAUUCAAUGCCUGCUAUAUUGAGACUAUAUCCUCGUGUUGUUGGACUUAGGCCGAAACUCCAGGAAACUGCGGAAGCCGAGGACGUGGAGACAUUCAAAGGGUUAACCAGGCUAUUCGCUGAGGCCGGAGAAGCUUGGGUAGUCCUGAUCGCAAGGCUUCCGACAGAAUUCCGUGGUCUUGUGGAGGCCGUCCUUGAAUGUUGCGUGCUCGAUAAGGAGCGAGAGGCAGUCUCGUUCACCUUUAAUUUCUGGUACGAGCUGAAGCAAUAUCUCGUUCUGGAACGUUAUGCCCAAGCGAAGACCGCUUUUGCCGAUGUUUUCUCCCGCCUGGUUGAUGUUAUGAUUAAGCAUCUCGAGUUCCCAACGCCCGAGGACGGUGACUCGGGUGAUCUGUUUGAUGGCGACCGUGCACAGGAAGAUCGAUUCCGUGCCUUCCGUCAUUCGAUGGGCGACGUGCUGAAGGAUUGUUGCGCUGUUAUUGGUGUAAGCGAAUGCUUAAUGAAGGCAUACCUUCAGAUCCAGCAGUGGGUGUCAAAAUAUGGUGCACAGGCAAGCAAUGAAAAUGUGCCUCAUUGGCAAGAGCUUGAAGCUCCUGUGUUCAGUAUGAGAGCCAUGGGGCGAAUGGUCGACGCGGAGGAAAGCACUGUGUUACCCCAAGUUAUACCUCUCAUUGUUCAGAUUCCAGACCACGAAAAAGUGCGCUUUUCCGCAAUCAUGGCGCUUGGUCGUUAUACAGAGUGGACAGCGAAUCAUCCUGAAACGCUGGAGGCUCAGCUCAACUAUGUGAUAUCAGGCUUUCAGCACAGCUCCCCGGAGGUUGUUGGAGCAGCAGCCUUGGCCUUCAAAUAUCUGGGCAGCGACUGUGAUAAGCUCCUUGGGGGGCAUAUACCGCAGUUGCACUCCUUCUACGAGUCUGUACUCGAUAAGCUCAAACCGCCCAGCCAGGAAGAAGUCACCGAGGGUGUCGCUGCAGUUGUUGCAGUGCAACCCAUUGAUAAGAUAUAUGAAUCGAUGAAGCUUUUCUGUGACCCUAUCAUGGCAAGGAUCAUGAAUUUGGCAAACAACGCGCAAGAUGAGCAAGGCCAAAGAGCUGUUGCAGACCAUUUGCAGUUGAUCACUAUUUUUAUUCAGGUUGUCACACCUUAUGUUGGUCCCCAAGGAGAAAACCCUGCGGUGAAGUAUUGUGGUGAAAUCAUGUCGAUUCUAAGCACUCUAGUGAUGAACUUUACCAAGUCUACGCCUAUUUUGGAACGAGUCUGCCGUUGCUGGAGGUACAUGAUCAUAUCUUACCGAACGGCUAUGAUUCCCUUGUUACCGACUUUGGCACAAAGCUUGGCAGCCGGGUUUGAGGCUUCUCGAGAAGGCUGCUUUCUGUGGGCAACGGAUGCUGUUGUCAGAGAAUUUGCGGAAGGGACUGAGCUUGUUGACUCGGAAACAAGCCAGGCUGUAUAUCAAUUUUUUGAGCAGCAAAGUCUCGUGUUCUUACGUAUUUUGAACGAACUGCCUCCUGAACAACUACCAGAUGUGAUUGAGGAUUUCUUCCGUCUGGCUAGCGAUGCGAUCCGCUUCUAUCCCAAAGAAUGCAUUACGUCGACACUGGUGGUGCCUACGUUCUCUGCUGGUCUCAGUGCCCUCACACUACAGCAAGUUGACCCGCUCAUUUCAACCCUGCAUUAUUACCGGGAUAUGCUAAGCUUCGGGUUUGAAUCGCCAUCUAUUUCGAACUUCAAUGGUCCUGAUGGCCAACCUUACACAAACCCGGUGGAUAUACGCAACGCAGUGAAAGAGCUCAUUGGAAACCAAGGCCAGCUGCUUGUUGAACGGGUAUUGACGGGCAUGAUGUUCAGCUUCCCCGAGGAUUGCUUUCCGGAUGCCUCCGGGAUACUUAUGACGUUGUUCCAGCUGAUGCCGCAGCAAACUGGGCUGUGGGUGCAAUCGACGAUCGAACGACUGCCCGCAGGCACAAUGAAAGCUGGUGAAGCGGAGAGACUGUUGUCAAGUAUAUCCGAGAAACUACAAUUAUCGGAAAGCCGCAAGAUACGUGCGCUCCUACAAGAUUUUACGAAUUCUUACCGGCGCCGGAAUGUUGCACCACGCGAUGGACUUGGGAGACUGGAAGCAAGUCGAUUCCGAUUCAGCGGAUAA
This is a messenger RNA of Talaromyces atroroseus, 2949 nucleotides long. RefSeq lists its product as hypothetical. The record is from RefSeq and is a predicted model, not a curated record. Gene Ontology annotation, molecular function: small GTPase binding. The transcript is spliced from 8 exons. Gene Ontology annotation, biological process: protein import into nucleus. Bases 1 to 2949 code for a protein of 982 amino acids. NCBI's taxonomy places the organism in Eukaryota, Fungi, Ascomycota, Eurotiomycetes, Eurotiales, Trichocomaceae. Gene Ontology annotation, cellular component: nuclear membrane; cytoplasm.